This is a messenger RNA of Pseudomyrmex gracilis, 1740 nucleotides long. RefSeq lists its product as uncharacterized. Lineage: Eukaryota; Metazoa; Arthropoda; Insecta; Hymenoptera; Formicidae. The transcript is spliced from 5 exons. Bases 311 to 1720 code for a protein of 469 amino acids. The record is from RefSeq and is a predicted model, not a curated record.
UAAAAGCCGCUCGAAGAACUUCGAUUGAGAACGUUCAUUAAUUAACAUACUUCUUCCGAAUGACGCAAAACAAUUUAAGAGAAGCGUAGCUACUCGCGUUCCUCGCGCACAGCAAGGCGGAGAGUUUCUAAACUUACUUCAUGUUACAAAGAAGUUCAACUAAAAAGGUCACUAAAAACUGUCUUUAGCGCCGCCUGGAGCACAAGUCCGAAAUAAACGCGACGUUUAAAACCAAUCGAACCAAUUGCACUUUAAAUAUUCAAAUUAAAGUGGCAAAGUCGCGAACACAAACUAUUAAGAUGAUCGCGGUAUGAUUUGUGUAAUUGAAGAUUUAUUAUUAGUGAGGAAAACAAAAGGAAAACGGAAAGUGUCACUGGAGAGAAUCAUUUAUUCUAUCGAAAAAAAACAAAUCCGUUGUUUUGAACAAAAAGGUGGAAUCAUGAGUCAAGAUAAAAAUCGUGUCAAACUGAGUGAAGUAAGUGACAAGUUCACAGACGAAACACUGACGGACAUCCUCUGCAAAGCAAACAAUGGGAUUAAAGUACAGCUCACAGAUUGGAGUUUUGGCGAUGGGUUUACCAAAGGUGACAAUUACUUGUCGACUGUUAACAAAGGCACAAUAUACGGUGUCGUGGACGGUGAUCCGAAGCAAAAUGUGCAAGUGAAUUUUGUCGUCAAGUCCAUCCCGAAAAACGUCGGAAGAAGAAAAACUUUCAAAAGUGCGGAAUUCUUCCGCCAUGAAAUUGCGUUUUAUACGCAAGUGGUUCCUAAAUUUGAGAAGUUUUUGGCUGAAAAAGGACAAAGCGAUUUGCUGCGCAUACCACGUCAUCUGCUUUCUUACAUGGAUGGCGAGAACGAUUUCAUCGUCUUGGAAGAUGUCUCUCCUUUGGGAUACGGACCAGCAUCUCGCCAGAACUGUAUAGACUUUGCGGAGUGCACUACGAUUCUGAAAACAUUGGCAAACUUUCAUUCAAUUUCAUUUGCAUAUAGAGAUCAGAAGGAAGAAGAGUUUCAACAGAUGGCAGAUUGUAUGGAAGAAAUCUAUAUUUUUCCUAGUAACUGGAGCUGGCAUGAAAAGUUGUAUACAAAUUUAGUCAACAUAGCUAAAAACGCACUAGCAACCGAAUAUCCUAAGAGUGAAGCUGACAAACGAUUCAAUACCUACGAACCUCGCGCGAUAUUUGACAUAAUGUGUAAAUUGUGUCAGAAAAAAGAAGCUCCCACAUCUGUGAUAUUGGCAGGCGAUUGUUGGGCUCCAAACUUUUUGAUCCGAGACAUCGGACAGGGCAAAAAAGAAGCGUUGAUGCUCGACUUUCAGCUCUCGCGUUGUUCAAGUCCUAUGUUGGACCUGUCCUUCUUGAUUUACUCGUGCACCUCCAAACCAUUUCGUGAUCAGUAUUACGACGAUGUAUUGAAAAUCUAUCACACUGAAUUAAGCAGUGCCAUUAAAUCCCUUGGAUCGGAUCCGGAGAAAAUUUAUCCUUGGGACUUAUUUAUGAAAGAGGUGAAAGAUCAUUUUGUUUUCGGAUUGGGAUUCUCGCUCGGGACCGUUUCCUUUUGUCUAUUGGAUCCGUCCGAGUCGUUCGAUCUAGAUCUUAUUAAAGGCGAAGAAGCGGUAAAUAUCGCUGACGUGUGGGUAUUACACAAUAUCAAAACAUCAAGUGGAAGACAGAGACUAGCAGAUAUAAUAGUCCAUGGUGUCGAAAAUGGAUACUUGUAACGAUAUAUGUUAAUUUCUGA